Messenger RNA from Eurytemora carolleeae, 1627 nucleotides. RefSeq names its product hemicentin-2. The transcript is spliced from 16 exons. Lineage: Eukaryota; Metazoa; Arthropoda; Copepoda; Calanoida; Temoridae. The annotation marks the transcript as partial. The record is from RefSeq and is a predicted model, not a curated record.
GCAGCCUCAUAGUAGACUCUAGAGAGGCAAGGUUGAGUAUAUCUCCUAUAGAGACAACGGACGAGGGAGAAUACAAAUGUGAAAUUACAUUCUUAGAUAUUAGUAAAAACUGUCCUGUAGUUCAACUAGUUAAACUUACAACCCUCUCACAACCUAGAUAUGUCAACCUUUCACUUUCUACAGGAGCAGGGACUAGAACACUUCUAGCUAAUAGUGUUGUUGGACCGUUUAACCAAGGAACUGAGUUGACCCUCAUCUGUGAGAGCGGGGGAGGAAAACCUAUACCACAGGUUACCUGGUAUAUGGAGGGAAAACCGGUUUCUGGUCGAACCAGUAGCAGUGAGGACUCUGACCGGCGUGGGACUGGUCGAAGUGAGAUCACUCUAACAGUGGACCGGAAACAGCUAGGAGCUAAACUAGAGUGCAGAUCUAAGAACGAGGCUCUGGAAUCUCCUCUAGUGGCCUCUGUACAGUUGGAUAUUAGCCUCCGGCCGGAAACUGUUAAAAUCUCCGGCGGCGAGGUUACUCUCCGGCAGGGUGGCGAGGUUAGGUUGACCUGCCUCGCUGCAGGCUCUCGACCUGCAGCCGUACUUACCUGGUUUAAUGGUAGCAGCCUCUAUCCUCAUCAGCCAGCAGGACAGGUGAAUCUACAAGAGGAUGGAACAUAUACUACAUCCAGUACUCUUGUAUUUCCUGCCUCGAGGUUCGAGGACAACCAGAAGAUGUUCUGCGAGGCCAAGAACGAGGUUAUUGAAUAUUACGAAGAGGAAGCUUUGAGAGCGGAUACAAGAUUGGUUGUACUGUACCCCCCUGUGGUGUACACCUCUCCAACUAACCUGACUGUGAACAGCAGCCAGCAGGCCAGCAUCAGAUGCAGUUACAAAUCUAACCCAGCUAAACUAACACAGGUGAAAUGGUUUUUGAAUGGUGAGGUGCUAAAUACGAGGGAACGAGGGAGGUUUAUAGGAGGGACAAUUGAUCAACCCUCGCUAACUAUUCUUAGAUCUAGUAAACAAGAUAGAGGAUCAUACUCAUGUAUUCUAGAGAACGAGAUGGGAUCCGGAUCAUCCCAAGGUUCAACAACCCUCGACGUUUAUCAUCCUCCGACUGUUCGGAUCCGGAUGCAACCGGACUCUCCCAUCCGGGAACCAGAUCAGAGUAGCGUAAGCUUGCACUGUGACGUGGUGGACGGUAACCCUAGUAAACUGACCAGCGUGCUUUGGUAUAAAGACAAUAUCCUAGUUAAACAACUACCACAGUGUCAGGAGUCCUCUGAACUGUGUGGAGUGGAUCCCAGUAUACUACUCCUAGAAAAGGUCUCAAGGCAGUCUCAUGGAAAUUUCUCCUGUAGAGGAUUGACGGAAGCUGGAGAGAGUCGAAUGUCAGACCCUGUUCCUCUUAUUGUUUACUAUCCUCCAGGAAACGCGACCAUCGCAAAAGAUUCAGAUACAAUUAUCAAAGGUGGUCGAUUGACCUUGACCUGUGAAGUGCCUGAACCUGGUCGACCUGCAGCUACUGAAUACAUCUGGAGGCGUGGUGGUCACGAACUGCGUGGUGUAAGUAGCUCCAGCUGGUUGGUUGACCCGGUCACACUCGAGACACAAUCAGAGAUUUCCUGCCAGGUACA